Molecule: messenger RNA, 1035 nt
Organism: Dichotomopilus funicola
Lineage: Eukaryota; Fungi; Ascomycota; Sordariomycetes; Sordariales; Chaetomiaceae
Exons: 4
Coding region: 1-1035 (344 amino acids)
Biological process (GO): regulation of DNA-templated transcription
Molecular function (GO): DNA-binding transcription factor activity, RNA polymerase II-specific; zinc ion binding
Source: RefSeq, a predicted model, not a curated record
AUGGAGCUAGCCGCCGGAGAGCCAUCCAUUGGCGUUCAAUCGGCCCAAUCCAGCAUUUCACAUCGCCAUCAUCCAUCAUCAGGCGCUCGUCCCGGGACUUCCCCGAUCGAGGCUGCGGACGAGACACCGGCGAAUCCCCGCAAGAGGAAGAAGGCAUCCCGAGCCUGCGACUUCUGCCACGUCAACCACCAACCCUGCGACAACGGCAAACCCAAAUGCAGCGUCUGCACCAAGCACAACAAGCCCUGCCUCUACCUGCGCCCAACCAAACGCCGCGGCCCACAAAAGGGCUACCGCACCGCCCUCAACACCUACAAAGAGAGCGCCGCCGCCUGGGGAGCCGUUCUCGGCGCCAUCCCCGGCCUAGACGCCCUAAUCGAGGGGCAUCUCCUGCGCGGAGGCGGCGGGAGUGGUUCUGUAGUAGCUUCGGUCCGGGACUCGGCACAGCAGGAUGCGUUGGUAGCGCGAUGGCAGGAGAGUUCGGUGUUUCGGGCUUUUUUCGGGCAUAAUGGUCCGCCGCCGGGGAUGAUGGGGGCUGGUGGUGCGGAUGGGAUGGGGGAGUGUGCGAUGGCAGCGCCGGCUGUGGCUGUGCCGUCGCAGGAGGUUGAAGAUGAUGAGGAAGAGGACGGGGACGAGGGGGUGUUUGGGACACCACCUACUCGGUUAUCAGCUGCUCGGAGAGCGUCACAGUCACAAGCACGAUCGCAAUCACAACGUCUCGGGGUCGAUCUCCCAACGACAACACCAACAAAACCAACCACCACCACCACCACGAACCUCCCAUCCCAAACCAUCCAGGAUUCCCUCUCAGACCUUGUCGCCCGAGACGCCGCCCGGUCUGGCAUCCGCGCCUCAGAAACGCUCGCCUCCCUCGGAUUCGCCCCAGACGAAACCAUCGCCGACUUCCACACCAUGGGGUCGAACCCGGAACCUUUACUCGAACCCAACGAUGCCGAUUUCGAUCCGUCGUUGGGGAGCGAGGCGGAGCAGAGGGCGUAUUAUGAGUUGUUGAUGGGGAGGUCGUUUUUGGGGUGA